Messenger RNA from Drosophila miranda, 2425 nucleotides. RefSeq names its product exostosin-2. The record is from RefSeq and is a predicted model, not a curated record. Gene Ontology annotation, cellular component: membrane. The coding region runs from base 100 to 2253 and encodes 717 amino acids. The transcript has 3 exons. Lineage: Eukaryota; Metazoa; Arthropoda; Insecta; Diptera; Drosophilidae. Gene Ontology annotation, molecular function: glycosyltransferase activity.
GCGCGUCUGUCAAACGGUCAUACCAAUCUAGACAACAGGACAAGUUUUGACCCCUUUUUUCCAACAAAAUGUAAAAAAAGGAGUGCCGUCCGAGCUAAAAUGAAUAAGUUGAAGUAUUUAUUAAGCCUGGUGACCCAGCCACGGACCAUAUCGAGCAGCAGUCCGAAAGAGCAGUUGCUGAACUGCCUUACCUAUGGCUUAUUUACAAUUGUCGCUCUCUGUGCGGGCUUCCUGCUGUGGGACCUUUCGAGCAGCCAACGAGAUGGAUUCUUCUAUGGGAAAAAGGACUCGCAAACUCUGGUGCUGGACCUCUCGCACAGUCAGGAGGUGAUCCUACACUCAGAUGCAGACCAGCGGAAGCGCAAUGGGAACUGCACAUUCUGGGACUGCCUGAACAUCUACAAGUGCGAGCAUGAUAGACUCAAGGUUUACAUUUAUCCGUUGCAAGAGUUUGUGGAUCAGAAGACCGAUAAGGUUGCCACCACAUUGUCCAGCGAGUAUUUUCAAAUCCUGGAGGCAGUGCUCAAGAGUCGCUACUAUACGUCGAAUCCCAAUGAGGCUUGCUUGUUCCUCCCAAGCUUGGAUCUGUUGAGCCAGAAUGUCUUUGACAAACACUUGGCGGGGGCGGCCUUGGCUUCGUUGGACUUCUGGGAACGCGGAGAUAACCACAUAAUCUUCAAUAUGCUGCCAGGAAGUGCCCCAGCCUACAAUUCGGUUCUGGACGUGAACACGGAUAAUGCCAUCAUAUUUGGCGGAGGCUUCGAUACUUGGACGUAUCGGCCGGGCUUUGAUGUCGCUAUACCCGUGUGGAGUCCCCGCGUAGGGCAUCAACAUCCGCAUGCUGCGGCCCAAAGAAAGUUUCUCUUGGUUGUGGCACAACUUAAUGUCCUUCCUCGCUUUCUGAGAACCCUACGCGACCUGUCCUCUGCUCAUGCCGAACAGCUGCUGCUACUGGGACCCUGUAAUGGCAUGGAUCUCUCCACCCGCUGCUCGUUCUCGCAGCAUCACAAACUCAUGGAGUAUCCCCGUCUUCUGUCGCAUGGAAAGUUCUGUUUUGUGGGCAGAAGCCUUCGUCUGGGUCAGCCCGAUCUGGUAGAGAUAAUGUCCGAGAGCUGUAUUCCCGUGAUUGCUAUUGACAACUAUGUGCUGCCCUUUGAGGACGUUAUUGAUUGGUCUCUGGCGUCUGUACGCAUACGCGAAUUUGAGCUGCAUUCCAUAAUGCAGAAGCUAAAAGCUAUUUCAAAUGUCAAAAUUGUUGAAAUGCAGAAACAGGUCCAGUGGCUCUAUUCCAAAUACUUCAAGGAUCUGAAGACGGUGACGUUGACGGCUCUUGAGGUACUCGAGAGUCGUAUAUUCCCUCUUCGCGCCCGCAGCAGCCGACAGUGGAAUGCAAUUGCCACCAAUCCCCGCGCCACCUUCAAUCCGCUGUUCCUUCCUUCGUUGGCGCCCAAAUCUCAGGGCUUCACAGCCGUCAUUCUCACUUAUGACCGUGUGGAGAGCCUCUUCCUGUUGAUCCAAAAACUGGCCGUCGUGCCCUCGCUGCAAAGUAUUUUGGUCAUUUGGAACAACCAGAAGAAGUCACCGCCACACCUAUCGACAUUCCCAUCCAUCUCAAAGCCGCUGAAGAUUAGACAAACCAAGGAGAACAAGCUAUCGAACCGAUUCUAUCCUUAUCCGGAAAUCGAGACUGAAGCCAUUUUAACCAUAGACGACGACAUUAUCAUGCUAACGACUGACGAGCUUGAUUUUGGCUACGAGGUUUGGCGAGAGUUUCCCGACCACAUUGUCGGAUUCCCCAGCCGAAUCCAUGUGUGGGAUAAUGUGACAAUGCGCUGGCACUACGAAUCGGAGUGGACUAACCAGAUAUCUAUGGUGCUCACCGGCGCCGCCUUCCAUCACAAGUACUGGAGCCACAUGUACACAUAUGCCAUGCCAGGGGACAUCAAGGACUGGGUGGACGAGCACAUGAACUGUGAGGAUAUUGCCAUGAACUUUCUGGUGGCGAAUAUUACCAACAAUCCGCCUAUAAAGGUGACGCCGCGAAAGAAAUUCAAGUGCCCCGAGUGCACCAACACCGAGAUGCUAUCGGCCGAUCUGAAUCACAUGCGAGAGCGAUCCGCCUGCAUCGAUCGAUUCUCCAAGAUCUAUGGUCGCAUGCCGCUGCGCACGGUGGAGUUUCGAGCGGAUCCAGUUCUCUUCAGAGACAAUUUCCCGGAUAAGUUGAAACGUUACAAUGACAUUGGCAGCUUGUAAAUGCCGCAGACGCACUGAUAUUCCGGUAGAAUAAUUAUGAAAAUACCAAAGACUUAUGGGAAUAGCGCUCAAGUUUAGAAAGAAUCUUUUCUGUUGCAUUCGAAUAUAUCAAUGAACAAUCCCAAGUCAAAACCAGCGCUAUUUGGUGCGCACUCACUGGAUAGAAAACUCA